Molecule: messenger RNA, 207 nt
Organism: Spirodela intermedia
Lineage: Eukaryota; Viridiplantae; Streptophyta; Magnoliopsida; Alismatales; Araceae
Source: the annotation of a GenBank genome assembly
AUGGUAUCCAUUGAUCCAAUUUUGUUCAGCAUGUUCUAUUCGAUACUGGUAGGAGAAGAACCCGACUCGGUAUUUUUCAAAUCAAAUUCUAAACCCUCACCAUCUCCUCUUAGAAAUUCUAGGUUCUCUCUUAUGACAACUUCUCUUAAUUUUAUAAAUCCUAGGAAUAAUAAUGGACAAACAGUCCCUAGGUCAACCUUCCAUUGA